Messenger RNA from Magallana angulata, 4164 nucleotides. RefSeq names its product microfibril-associated glycoprotein 4-like. NCBI's taxonomy places the organism in Eukaryota, Metazoa, Mollusca, Bivalvia, Ostreida, Ostreidae. The transcript is spliced from 6 exons. The coding region runs from base 3068 to 4129 and encodes 353 amino acids. The record is from RefSeq and is a predicted model, not a curated record.
GUGACCAUUGCUGAGGCCAGUUGUGAGUUGAGAACAUUUUGUAAGUAAAAUAUUUGUACUGCUACUACAUUGUAUUGAAUGUGAAGUUAGUUUUUUAUCAGUAAUUAUAUCAAAGUAAUCAUCGUAUCACAGAUGAGAGUAGGUUGAAAUUUUUAAGAAAGGUUACAAAGUUUAAAGGUUUCAUAGUGAAUUGUACUCAUGAUUUGAAUACAGAUUUUAAAUGUUUAAAAAGGGUACAGUGAUAUUGAUUUUACAUAUAUUUUUAUAAAAUUAUAAACAUGCAUAUUUUGCAUAGUUACAUGUCUAAAUGGUUUAUUUCAGAUAUUAUCUACCAGUACAUGUAAUUCUAUACUUGUAUACAGUAUAUACAGUUCCUUUCACCCUUAUUUAGGGUAGGUACUUGUGUACUUGAGAAAUUAUUGAUUAUGGCAUUUACAUUUUGUAUAUUUUUAAUCUGCAACAUUGCAUAUUCAAUAUUGUAAUAGGGUUAUUUCUUUUUAUGACAUCAUUUAUUAAAAAUAAGGUAAGUAGAAAAACAUUAUAUUGUAAUUGAACAUAUGUCUAAUAUGUCAUUAUAAUACUUAAAUUAAUUGUGAUGAUUAACUAUUGUUAAGUUCAUAUUUGUAUUAUGUUUUGUCGGAGCGUCACCAUAAUAAUAUUAACAAUAGUUAAUAAACGAAGUACAUAUAUACCAUACUCGUUUGUUACAAUAAGUUGUAAGUUCUUUUGUAAAACGCAGCCCUGAUUAUCAUGUACUAACAUUGGGGGCCGAAAUAUUGGAUAUCAAUUUCAACAAGAGGCAUUCCUCCCAGUAAUGCUAAUCAUUAAAAACCAUUUCAUGAGUUUAAGCAACGCUCAGAAGCUCUCAAGUCCAGCAACUCUCAAUUUUAUAAAGAAAUAUUUGUAUUUUAUCCAAAACUGUCCCUUGCUACCCUAACAAUACAUUUCUAAUGACCAAAUAAAAUUUGAGAGUCAGUCACAGAGUUAAAAGGAAGAAAAUGGGCCAACAAUUCCUUGUCAUGUAAAAAGGCUGUUUUUGUUUACAUUUGUUCAAUAUACCAGCAGAAAUCUUUUUCCAGCUGAUUUGUUUAUGUUCUUAUGCUAUUUAAUCAUAAAUAAAAAACUUCCUUAAGUUUAACAUAUUGUAGGUCUAAUACUGGAAUAUUUACUUUAGCAUUCAUAACGUAAACACAAGCUUUGUUUACAAAGCAAAACAUUGUAAGCUCUGUUACUAUUCGAAAAACACUUAACAUAUUAAAAAUGUCUUACUGAAGCAAUUUAAACAUGAAAAUUGAAAGAAAAAAUGUUUAAAAAAAAAUCAAAAAAUCAAAUAUCUAUGUUAAAACAACAUAACUACCGUCUACACUUAGAACCCUUGUGUCUAUCAAGUCAAAUUAAAGCUGGCACGCGAUUGGAAAAAUCUUUAAAAUACAAACGGUUCAAGAUAAAAUAUCUCGAAAUUUUGAUAAUUGACCAUAUAUAAUGUUAAUGUCAACAUAAUACAGACAACCAAAACAGUUCUAUGCAAUUAGUGGUUUGGAGCUCCUAUUAGUCAGUGUUUUGUAAGACUUGAUCAAAAACGGGUACAAUUUUUGAAAUUUAUAGAGGAAAUUCGGACUAAAUAAAACUUGAAAUAUGAGCUUAAAACGAAUCAGUCAAAUAUAAAAUAACUAAAGCUAUUCGUAUUUUAACAUUUCCCAACCUACAAAUUGUUUUAUUAUUUUUAUUAAUUACAAAAUAAAGAAAACAUUGAAAAUGAUGGACAAUUUUGACAUUUUUUUCAAAACACAUUCAUAGGUCACCGGCAGAAAAAGUAGGUCAUUGACCUAGUUAUUUAAAAGGUACAAAUAGCACCACAAUAGUGGGACUACAGUGUAGAAUAAGUAGUUUUUCGUUCCUAUUAGUGGAUUUUUUUCGCCCCUUAGAAAACGCAAUCCUUAACGAAACAACAGGUCAAUAUUUAAGUAUUAUGGGGAAAUCAGAUACGACCGGGGGUGAUCAAAUACAAUAAAUCUUGAAAGGCCUAAUUAUAUACUUUUACACACCAGACCAUAUUUGAAUACCCCGUAUCUUUCGAAAAAAAAACUUAUAUAUUUCACAUUUUUGUGAAUUCCUCAGCGUUGCCUUAGUUACUCAAUUUUACAUUUUUAUCUAUAUUUUCAGAGUUAUCAAAUGAUAAGGAAAGAUGCUCGAAAUAAUAAGAGAUAUAAUGGACAACAAUAUUUCUGGAAACGUUCUUUGUAGAUUACAAAUCAUUACAUAAAAAAAAUACAAACUGAUAUUUGUUUGUAUGACCGCUAAUAAAUCUCGUAAAUUUGCACUCUUUAUGAGUUCUGAAUACAAUUUCAAAACAGUCUGCAAUAAAUCAUUUCAGGAACGGGGCCGGGGUAAAAGCAAUAGGGAGUUCUGUCUCACUGCCAUAAACAAGAACAGAGGGAAAUGAAUAAAUAAUUGAAUUCUUUUAACGAGGUUAAUUUUUAUUUGAACUGUACGUAGUUCCGUUCGUGUAAUCCGAUAUUCCUGACUUGUCAUAGCCAAUGAACACAAACAAUUUCUUAAUUGUUUUAGGAGAUAUAUGGUACGGAGUUCAUAGCUUUAAAAUUCGUUUAGAUUUGUAUCGGUGAUAAUUAGAGAGAAUGGGUUGCAUCGUUUAUGAAUUCUAAAUAAAACUCAAAAAUAUUCUAAAGAAACUCAAUUCAGGGCAAGCAUGGUUUGUAAAUUCAUUUGGAAGUGUUCUACCAUUGCUAUAUUUGAAAGAGAACAGACACAGAGGAAUAUAAAUAAAACAUAUAAGACAUCCUGUUAAUGACGUUCGCUAUUAUUUGAACUGUAUUUCCGCUCGUGUAAUCUUAUAUUCUUAACAUAUCUAAUUCAAUAAAAACAGACGAGUUUUUAAUAUUUUAAGCAGUAAUUGGCACAGAGGUCAGAGCUUUAAAAUCCAUUUAGAUUUACAUCGGUAAUAUAAAGAAAGAAAUGGUACUUAUAACAAGAGAGAGCAAACUAGGUUGGAGACAGCACAGGGUAUUUAAUAACAUUUCAGAAAGUCACUCGGUUGUACCAGGACAAAAUGAAUCCUUUUACUUUGGUCGAUAGAACUUGGCAUGAAAUGACUUUAACAACUCUGUUGUUUUGUUUAUCAUCAUUAUACGUUGGGGGGACAUCGGCGGUUGUUCACGGUGAGAAGUAUACUGGUCCCGUUGUUGGGGUGAUGGGGAUCAUUGGUCAACAGCAGUGUGUCCGGGAAUGUAGACACAGGCCCAAGCUGUGUCGAGGAGUCAACUACCGGAAACAGGAACUGAUGUGUGAACUUAUGUCGGCCAUCAACGAAACGGAACCAAAUCCUGACUACGUUAGAAUUGAAAUUGAUCAGACUGCGAAUAUCAAUGAUGGAUGUCUGGCUUGCUCAAUCGAUGAUGUGUGUGUGACGCUCUCCAGUACAAAAGUCCACUGUAUUCGAGACAAUGGCAUUCCAAAUGACUGUACUUCUCUGCACAAAAUUAACCGUGGCAUACCCAGUGGACUGUACACAAUAAAGCUAUCAUUCAUUAAUCUCGUGACAGUCUUCUGUGAUAUGGAGAAAGAUGGCGGUGGCUGGACAGUGUUCCAGAGACGACAAGACGGUUCUGAGAAUUUUUACAGAACAUGGAUAGAGUACAAGAACGGAUUCGGGAAUAUGAGAUCUGAGUUCUGGCUCGGCAACGAAAAACUACACCACCUGCUGAGUCAGGGAUCGUAUGAGAUGAGGAUGGACAUGGAGGACUUCGACAACCAGACACGUUACGUCAAAUACAGCAGUUUUAACGUAGGAGACGAAUCAAGAAAGUACAAAUUCACGUUAUCAGGGUUUUCUGGAAACGUUGGGGACUGUUUCACAAAUUCAACCAUUGGCAGGGUUAUGAACAGCAUGAUGUUUUCCACAUGGGAUCAAGACAAUGAUAAAAUUAAUAGUAACUGUGCCGUCAAUAUGAAAUCUGGGUGGUGGCACCGGUCCUGUAGCUGUGCGAACCCUAACGGCCUGUAUCUGGCAGGGGAAACCACUGGGAACGUUAGCGGGAUAACUUAUCAUCCAUGGCGGGAUAUGUACUAUUCGCUUAAGUCAACUCGCUUAAUGGUAAGACGAGUUGCCUAGACACUGGAUCACAUCAUCAAAAAUGGAGAUUGUUU